AUGCCUCCCAACGUGUUUGUCAAGAACGGUCUGCGGCAUGUUGCACCGUACAUGAGACGCAUCACUGCCGUUGCUAGGCCGCGCUGGGUGGGGAAGCCAUUUCUGGAGGUUCUGGCGACCGAUUUCCGCGGCAGAGACAUCAGCAGGUUCAGCGAGCUAAUCGAUUCUGGAGACAUGUAUAUCUGGCGACGCACGUCAGCAGGCGUGGAAACCGUCCGCGGUGCACGGUUACGAACAGAAAAACUGCAGCACGGAGACAGAAUCAGCAACAGUAUGCAUCAACAUGAGAAGCCCGUCAUUGCGGCCCCGAUAGACGUCGUUUACGAGGACAGCGAGAUACUGGUGGUGAACAAGCCGGCCGGAAUCCCGGUGCAUUCUACAUCUGGCUACAUUCAGAACACUGUGCUGGAGAUCCUGAAACACGAACAUGGUCAGGGCCAGCUCCAUCUAUUGUAUCGUCUGGACAAGGCUGUUUCUGGGGUGCUAAUCAUGGCUAAAAAUCUAACGAAAUUCAAGCAGCUCCGGGACGAAAUCGACGACAAAAAAAGAGUGCACAAAGAGUACAUAGCUCGCGUCCGUGGCCAGUUCCCGAGCUCUGUAGCAUGCCACGACAAUGUGGUGGACAUUGACCCUUCAAAGAGGUAUCAAUACGGCGGCGUCGGCGCGUCCAAGAGGGCCUCCACAAAUUUCUCGCUACUCGAAUAUAAUUCUGAGCUGGACGAAAGCACGGUGAAAUGCGUGCUUCAAACAGGACGAAAACACCAAAUCCGAAUACAUCUGCGAAAUCUGGGACAUCCGAUCGUGAAUGAUCCACUUUAUGGGCCUUCCGGGAUUUUGAACGAGCCCAUGACCUCGCGGCCGUCCAGUAAAGAAUUUUCUCUACUUCAAGAAAAAGCAGAGCAGCUGCGGAGUGCCAUACUACUUCCCGGGAAGUGUGAGGUGUGCGGGUUCCCAAACCACGUCGACCCGACUCCUGAAGAGCUCGUAAUAUACCUGCAUGCCCGCAAAUACAAGGUGCAAGGGUCCUGGAGCUACUGUGCUCCGGACCCUGACUGGGCCAAAUUUCUAUAG
Ogataea parapolymorpha DL-1 is the source of this 1071-nucleotide messenger RNA. RefSeq lists its product as uncharacterized. The record is from RefSeq and is a predicted model, not a curated record. Gene Ontology annotation, molecular function: pseudouridine synthase activity; RNA binding. Bases 1 to 1071 code for a protein of 356 amino acids. Gene Ontology annotation, biological process: pseudouridine synthesis. The transcript has a single exon. Lineage: Eukaryota; Fungi; Ascomycota; Pichiomycetes; Pichiales; Pichiaceae.